AUGGACUCCUCUUUCUCCGGCGACUUCAUCGAAGCGUACUCAGCAGCGACGAUGCCCACGAAUCUGGCCCCCAGUCUCUUCGAUCUCGACGGCAUGCCAUUCGAUUUCCUUCAAGAGACUCCGUUAUUCAUGGCUGAAGAACAGCAAGGCCCUCGUGAGACGAACAUGUCUUCACACCGCGGCACCAUGAUCAAUUCCGAAGCACAGCAGCAACUUCCUACUACACAAGUCCAGGCUUUGACCCCUUUCGCCGACAACAGCACCACCCAGGCCACUGCUGACAACUAUGGUUUCGUCAACUAUGGCAUGGCAAGCCUGAGCGAGCAUGCUCGCAACGUCGCCGCCCUCAUGGGCAGAGCUCAGACGUCGAACAUGAGACAAAGUGUCUCCGGAGCUGAGGUCUUCCAAGACCAGAUGGUGGUCAUCACAUGUGAUUGCACCAUCAGCAAUGCCCUGAAAGGGACGUUGAUCUUCUGA
This is a messenger RNA of Zasmidium cellare ATCC 36951, 477 nucleotides long. RefSeq lists its product as uncharacterized. The transcript is spliced from 3 exons. The coding region runs from base 1 to 477 and encodes 158 amino acids. The record is from RefSeq and is a predicted model, not a curated record. Lineage: Eukaryota; Fungi; Ascomycota; Dothideomycetes; Mycosphaerellales; Mycosphaerellaceae.